CCCUGGCACUUCCUAAGAGACCUCAGCUCAUUCUCUGCAGCUGCUACUUGAAGACUCCACGCUUUCCCUCCAGAGGAAAGAAACCAUCUAUCUAAAUCAGCUGCGCUCCCCUCGUGCCUCGUUUCUCCCUCCGCCAGCCUCCACCCCCACCCUUUCUAUUGUAUUGUGCGUUUAGCUCGGCUUCCUGCGUGAGACCUUCACUUCGUUUGAGCAGGAGGGAAUACCUAGAAUUCAGAAACAUCGAGUUACAAUGGAGCUGUAUGGAAAGAUGGCCUCUGCCCAAGACACCAGGUAUGGCCAGAAAGACUCCUCUGAUCAGAACUUUGACUACAUGUUCAAACUGCUCAUCAUUGGCAACAGCAGUGUGGGGAAAACAUCUUUUCUGUUCCGUUACGCGGAUGACUCCUUCACCUCUGCCUUCGUCAGCACCGUUGGGAUCGAUUUCAAAGUCAAAACUGUUUUCAAAAAUGAAAAGAGAAUCAAGCUUCAGAUUUGGGUAAGUGGCUUUGAACUGACAGAAUUCUUCAGUCUAGGGCAUUGA
This is a messenger RNA of Phacochoerus africanus (Common warthog), 541 nucleotides long. RefSeq names its product ras-related protein Rab-3C-like. NCBI's taxonomy places the organism in Eukaryota, Metazoa, Chordata, Mammalia, Artiodactyla, Suidae. Gene Ontology annotation, molecular function: GTPase activity; GTP binding. Bases 251 to 541 code for a protein of 96 amino acids. The record is from RefSeq and is a predicted model, not a curated record. Gene Ontology annotation, biological process: protein secretion; protein localization to plasma membrane; regulation of exocytosis. Gene Ontology annotation, cellular component: synaptic vesicle; endosome; plasma membrane. The transcript is spliced from 2 exons.